Molecule: messenger RNA, 2562 nt
Organism: Marmota flaviventris (yellow-bellied marmot)
Lineage: Eukaryota; Metazoa; Chordata; Mammalia; Rodentia; Sciuridae
Gene: Terb1
Product: telomere repeat binding bouquet formation protein 1
Biological process (GO): meiotic attachment of telomere to nuclear envelope; homologous chromosome pairing at meiosis
Source: RefSeq, a predicted model, not a curated record
AGAUGUAAUAUAAGGAAAAAGAAUACAGACAAACAUGGAAAGUGAGGAUACAAAGAAAAUACAAGAAAUGAAGACUGACCUGAACUUAUUAUUGGAAUGUCUAAAGUAUCAAAUGGACAAUCCAUUUUCACAAAAAGAAGCUUUGGUCACUAUUCAUUCAAUUUGUCAACAAAACAGUAAUGCAGGUGUUUAUUUUCGGGAAAUUGGUGGUUUGAUGUUUGUAAAAAAUCUUGCAAAGUCAAGUGAGCAUAGCAUGGUAAAAGAAGCAGCUUUAUAUACAUUAGGAGCAGUUGCAGAAAAAAAUGUUUACUGUCAGCAAACUUUGUGUACUUCAGAAUUAUUUGAAGACCUAACUUUAUUCUUAUCUAAUGAUGAUUCAAACACAAAUUUGAAAAGAAUGUCUGUAUAUGUUAUUUUGGGUCUGGUUUCAAACAAUAAGAGUGGACAAACACUUGUGAGAGAAACAGGUUGUAUUACAGUUCUGUCACAAUUAUUCAGGACAGUUCUUUCAAAAUAUGAGUUGAAUUUGUCAGAUAAAAAUGUUUUCCAGAGUUAUCAGUUAUGGUCUUCAGUAUGUAGUACUCUGUGUGUCUGUGUCAACAAUCCUCAAAAUGAUGAGAAUCAAAUGUUUUGCUGUUCACUUUUUUCACAUGCUAAUGAAUGGCUAACAAAUUGCAUGAAACCUGAGAUAAUUCGCCCUAUUUGCUCAUUUAUUGGACUUACUCUUGCAAAUAACACAUAUGUUCAGAAAUACUUUAUAUCUGUGGGUGGACUGGAUGUAUUGUCCCAAGUUCUUGUACAACUGGAAUCUGAUUCUCACAAGGCUCUUUCCAGUGCUAAACUUGCAGUGGUGGUGACAAAGACAGUGGAUGCAUGUAUUGCUGAUAAUCCUGCUUUUGGAGUAGUACUAUCCAAAUACCACAUCGUUUCCAAACUUUUGACAUUACUGUCCAAUGAAAGUCUGGAUUCAGGAGAAAAAUUUAGCAUUAUACUUGCUCUUGGUCAUUGCACAGAGUAUUGUGAGGAAAAUCAGUAUGACCUUUUUAAAAACAAUGGGCUUCCACUCAUGAUACAAGCCUUAACAGAAUCUCAGAAUGAGGAACUAAACAAAGCUGCCACUUUUGUACUUCACAACUGCAAAAAAAUUACUGAGAAAUUAUCUCUAAGUCUAGGAGAGUAUUCUUUUGAUGGAGAUGAAGCAGAACAAUUAAAGGACAUAAAUGUGAAAGAGAAGAAUCUUGAAGAGCACUGGAAGAGAGCAAAGGAAAUUCUAUACAGAAUAGAACAGCUUGAAAGAGAAGGAAAUGAGGAAAAAAUACCAAGAGGAAAGUAUAAGAGUAAUAUUUCAUCUAUGAACAUAAAUAUUCAGAAUACAUUGAAACAUCUCCAUGCAGAUAAGAUUGGAGGCACCAAAGCAGAAGAUGUGAAUAAAAGCCAGUCUAGACAGCUCCAGAGUUAUAAAUCCUGUGGAGUGAUGUCUAAACCUUGUGCAAAUGAUGACCAAAUGAAGACACUCUUAAAGAAUACUAAUCCAGUUAAUGCUUGCUAUAGGGAAAGUUGGCAAAAUAAGACUUUAUGUAAAGCUAAUUCAAGCUGCAAUCAAAACAUAUGUGAAGAAAUGACUUUUGAUAAAAAGAAUUCUAUUUCUCAAUCAAGUGACAGUUUUUUUAAACAUCCUACUCAUACUGUAAAAAAUAGAAAGCAGCAGUUACCAGUAACAGAUCCAUUUGUAUUAUGUUCAGACAUAAUAAAUAAGGAAGUUGUCAGUUUUCAAGCAACUGAAAAUUGUUCCAAAAUAUUGAAGUAUAGGUGUUCAGGUUGCAUAGCAGUAGGAAAACCCCUGAAUAGCCGAAAUUUUAGCAAGCUCUUGCACUCUUGCCCAUACCAAUGUGAUCGUCACAAAGUCAUUGUGGAAGCUGAAGACAGAUAUAAAAGUGAACUAAGGAAAUCACUUAUCUGUAACAAAAAAAUUCUUCUGACCCCACACAGAAGACAGCAACUCAAUAAUGAAUCUACUACUCCUGGACAAAUAAAAAAAAGAAGAAUUCGUAAAAACUUUACUAAAGAAGAAGUAAAUUACCUUUUCUGUGGAGUUAAGAAAAUGGGAAAUCAUUGGAAUUCAAUUUUGUGGUCUUUCCCCUUUCAGCAAGGACGGACAGCUGUAGACCUUGCUCAAAAAUACCACAACCUGAUCAAACGCCCCAUGUGUACAACUCCUUGAUUGGAAGAGACUUUGUCAAUUUUUAGUUUAGACUAUAGGUAUGGUGCCUUGAAAGAUAAAAUGUUAAAUAUUAUUCUAAAUCCCCAUGAGGCAGGGAAUGUAGAAACAAGUAUAAGUUUAAUUAAACAGUUUUUGUGAUGCUGGAACUCUUCAAAUUAUUACAAUAAUUUCUAAAGCAAAUACAUUUUCACUGUGCAUAGUCAUAUAAAAUUCUUCCAUAAGGUCAAACAUAUGUUUAGGAAUAUGACUUAAUUCUUAAGCUCAGAGAACGUGGCUCAGAGGAAAGAAGUUACUGGCUUUUAAACAUUAUUUCACAUUAUACUGCAAUGAACAUUAUGUGG